Molecule: messenger RNA, 1035 nt
Organism: Passer domesticus (house sparrow)
Lineage: Eukaryota; Metazoa; Chordata; Aves; Passeriformes; Passeridae
Gene: ENKUR
Product: enkurin, TRPC channel interacting protein
Exons: 5
Coding region: 67-828 (253 amino acids)
Cellular component (GO): acrosomal vesicle
Molecular function (GO): calmodulin binding
Source: RefSeq, a predicted model, not a curated record
GCCCCGCGUCCAGAGCCCCGCCAGCAGGCGAGCGCUUCCCGGUGGCCGGGCUCCCGCGGCGGCAGCAUGGCCACGCCGAGUGCCCGGGAGGGCGGCUGCGAGCCCCCGCCCCGGCCGAAGCAGCCCGCCAAAUCUGAAGGGUAUAUAUCCAGACUUAAACAACUCGUGAAACAUGAAGCAGAGAAAAAUAAAUCUCAGUGGAAAACUAUUGGGCCAGCAAAAGUUGCCGUGCCAUCUCCAAAUGAUUUUCUGCAGAAACAUUCCAAGGAACCCAAGGUAGCACCAAAAAAAAAUGAAGAGGAUGGUAAAAAAUUGCUUCCAUUGUCAGUGCCACCCAGGACAUACCACCCAGUUACUCACAUUAAAAAGAAUUUUAUAAAUAAAAAUGCACUUGCUGUUAUGACAGGGGAGCCUAAAAAGCCUCGACAUUUUUGUGUUGAUACAAGACAGGGAGAUAAAUAUCUCCUUGAACCUUCAGGACUUUAUCCAAAAUACAUUAAAAAAAAGAACUAUGGUGUUUUACCAAAAUAUGUGAUACAGAGAAAUGAAGAAAUGAAGAGAGAGGAGGAAGAAUACCAGGCCAGUAUUUUGGAGCAACUGAAGAAGAAAGCCAUGAAAGCUCUAUCUGAAGAAGAAAGGACAAAUGUUCUGAAGGCACUGAAAAAGAACUGGGAAGAAAUAAAUCAUGCAUAUCAGGGUCUUCCAAUAGUAACAGACACCAUGUACAAGAGGAUGCAUAAAGAAGAGCUGGAAUUAAAGCUGAAACAACUGGAGCAUGACAUAGCAGCAAUUGAGAAGCACAAAACUGUCUACAUUGCAAAUGUGUAAGGACUGUUGUUCAGAUACUGCCUCUUUCCUCCUUUUUCUCUGUCCCCUCUUCUCCAAGAAGUGCCUCUCUAACUUCUCAGAAGAUGCUACUGUCAACUAUUUAGAAGAAAAUAUUCAACUAAGUAUGUAGCAACUUAGAAAAGUUGUUACAUAUAACUCUUAUCUGUACAAUUCCCCAAACAUUUUGAAAUAAAUUGCUUAACUAAA